CAAAUGAAUUGAAAUUUCGAGGGGAUUCGAGCCCGACAACGACGCGCGACGACAGACCACCCGACAAACGCACCCUUCUUAGCUCCCACAGAAGCCUCCGUGCUCUCCUCUUGAUUUUCGAUUCGAGGCUUUUGCUGAUUACACCUUUGCAGCCAUGGGAGGCGUCACCGUUCGCGAUGUGGAUGCGCAGAAGUUCAUCAAUGCGUACUCCGCUUUCUUGAAGAGACAAGGCAAAUUGCCAAUCCCAGGAUGGGUUGACACCGUCAAGACCUCCACUGCCAGAGAACUCCCUCCUCAGUCCGAUGAUUGGUUCUAUGUCCGCGCUGCUUCAGUUGCCCGACACAUCUACCUCCGCAAGACCGUCGGUGUUGGCCGUCUACGAAAGGUUCACGGAGGAACCAAAAACCGCGGUUCCUGCCCAUCCCACCACGUCAACGCCAGCGGUGCCGUUGACCGCAAGAUUGUCCAGGCUCUCGAGAAGAUCGGUGUCGUUGAGGUUGAUGAGGAGAAGGGUGGUCGCAGAAUCACACAGACCGGCCAGAGAGAUUUGGACCGCAUCGCCAAAACGACCCUUGAGGAGGAGGAGGAAGAUGAUGAGUAAAUGGUGACCCGGGGCUGAGAGAGGGUGCUUGAUUGCGACAGAGCUUGUGUUGAUAGGGACGGUCUUGGUCGAAAUUUUAAUGACUCCAUCAUGAUCCAAAGCUUGUGGCGCAAAUUGGGCACCAUGAUCCAGGGAGCGGGGAAUACUCUUUAGACAUACCGCCAUCGCUCAGAGGCGUUGCCCCAUUUGAAUGGAGUACGGUGUGACAUCUAUUUUAAUAUUUUGAUGAGCGUCCUACUCCAGUUCGGCUAUUUCCAUGAUCCGGCGGCAUGUCCUCCUGUUCGGUAUGUGACAGUGGCUCUCCAUGGACGACUGAUACGUCUAUUUUCAUUUUUCUUUAUUCGCCAAUGAAUCUCCCUGUCUCACCUCUGCUUGUAGCAUCAUGUUUUAUGCUUUUCCUGCAUGAACCUCAUCAAGAAAUCCAAAAAAUUUUACUUGUUCAGCCAUGUCUAUUUGUACGUGUGGAUAAAAAGGUGUCUGGAUUAUCAGGUUUCAAGGAUAGCAAUUCGGUUGUUCAAGCCAGCACUAUGGAGUGUGAUGGAGCAAGACUUAACCAAGGCUCUCAACCCCGCAAAAAACCGAAGGCCAAGGAAAUGUUCUGAUAUCAAAUUCCGGGGUAUAGAGCAUAAAGCAAGAGGAGAAUAGGAAAGGAUAUUCUAGUUUGAGUCAGCCGCUGUUACUUACAUUCAAUUGAUGCAUUAUUCAUCCUGCCUGG
Coccidioides immitis RS is the source of this 1316-nucleotide messenger RNA. RefSeq names its product 40S ribosomal protein S19. The record is from RefSeq and is a predicted model, not a curated record. Gene Ontology annotation, molecular function: RNA binding; structural constituent of ribosome. Gene Ontology annotation, biological process: translation; ribosomal small subunit assembly. Lineage: Eukaryota; Fungi; Ascomycota; Eurotiomycetes; Onygenales; Onygenaceae. Bases 155 to 601 code for a protein of 148 amino acids. The transcript is spliced from 4 exons. Gene Ontology annotation, cellular component: cytosolic small ribosomal subunit; ribosome.